AUGAGACAUUUCUUUUAUUCGAAACCCGCUACAUCACUCAGGACUCUGACGGAGAUUUUGAAAGCAGUGAAGCCCAACGAUGCUCCCGUCAAGUACUCAAGGAGUAUUGCUCCCGGCCUCAACACCAACCGCAAGGAAGUCAUCCAUGACCGACUUAGGCAGGAGCUGGGCGGUCGUAUUGAGUUCUCGCGAAACCUGCACACGUUUGUGGCAACUCCAGCUCCCGAGUUAGACGACUUGGUCGAGCAUGUCGCCUUUUCGGGUACUUGGGGGGAGGAAGAGCCGAUGAAAGACCUCUUUGCCCAAAUCAAUGCGGUUGUGAGUCUGCUAUGUCGUUGCACAAUACAAGUUACCCAAUACAUUGCUUAAUAAAUGAAUCUUCUGCUGGCGCAACAGGGUCCGGCUAUACGUCAUAUCGUUGCAAGUGGUUUUUUGAACAUCGUCGUUCCGACCUCGGCCGGCCAGCUCCCUCACGACGAUCACGCACCGGACGCGGUCGCUCUCUUCUCCUUUGCGUCGACGGAGCCAAUCGAGAGGGUCUGGGCAAUGUCAGAUGAUGAAUGGAGGAGGGAGGGGAUUCGGUUAGGCAAGCGUCCGGAAGAUCUUCGCCAACUGAAUCACGUACUCGCGCCUGGAGAAUUGAAAAAGGGGAACAAAGGAGGCUCUGCCGUUUGGCAGAGUGUGCGGAGGUUCUAUCGUCUGAAAUCAGCAAAUGCUCUGCGUGAAUUCACGUACGGCUUCACGCUGGUGGGAUCGCAGUUCCGCGUUCUUAUUCACUCGGCAAGCGGCGUCUUCAAGACGAAUGAGUUCGACUGUUCUCAACAAGAAGGCUACGCGACUCUUUUGAGGUUCCUGGUCCGACUCGUUGUCGCUCCCGAGCUCGACCUCGGCAUCAUCGCUUCUGGCCCCACCUACCCCGUCACAGUGGACAGCCUACCGCCCAUCAUAUACCAACGCCCCAUCGCAGCUUUGUCGAGCCCAAGACUCACACAUCAAGGAGUUUGUCUGUGGCAACCGACCCACCUUAAUGAUGCAAUGACCGGGCCCCGAGCUAUUUGCUAUCCCGGAGUCUUCAACAACGUUGAGACGGGUAGCCAAGCUUCGUUUGGUGGUUCACCGGAGCACUCCGUCGUCUUCUCGCUCGUCGACCAAGAUCAAGCCGAACGGACAAGCGAGUUCCUGAAACGAGUGCAUUCUCUGCAGCCACACGAGCGGGAGGGUCUCGCGGUGGUAGAUAUGAUCUUUCGGGAUCCUCAAGCCUAUCGCAGCGCUCCGGUCGCUGUGUGCGGUGGUGACACGGGAUGUGGAACUGUCCCGAGAGCGGUUCAAUACGUCAAGUAUGACAGACGUUUCGAGUCGAUUCUGGAGGCCAAGUCUACAACCCACCUCACCCAGAUAAUCUUAGGCGCAGCCAAAGGUGUGUAGUAGUGAGCCUUGUUCAUCUCACCACACAAGGGCGAGAUCUGAUCAGUCAUCAGGGCAAUGGCCCAACACAGGUAUCCGCACUCUUUACCGGCUCAACAUACUGAAUCUGGAUCUUUCAGUCGAUAACAUCGUCGUCAUCGCCGACGGCACGGGAUGCCUACUACUCCCCAACUGGCUAUGCUUCUUGAACGAUCCUUCGUCGGAGGAAGAGCGUCUAGAACCUGUGGUGAGUCAAGCUCGUCACCGUGCCCCCCUCCCGUCCCCUCCCGUCCCCCGUCCCUACUUCAGCAAGGCUCUAACCGCUAAUUUUGCGGGCGUCGCAUCUGCAGGGCGCGCUGACAACAAUGGCCCGGGCAAAUCUUCCGACGAUCUCGCCUCGAAUCAAACAAGAGAUAUGGCACCAGGUCGAACAGCUGUUCUUCAUCGUUUUAUACGUGGUCUCAAGCCGGCCUCUGGGACCCCAAAGCCCGAAAAGGAUGUCGAAGGAGGAUGAGCUGGACUGGGAAGACUGGGACUCUGUCGUUCCGAUGAUGGAAGCUCUGAAAACCGAGCUAUUCCAAAGGCCAGAGCGCUGGGAGUCUCGCGUAGAACAAUACAGUUCUUUUUGGACCAACAUUGGCUCGCUAUCCCAAGUAUUGUUCAAGUACUGCGGGAUAACAUUGAUUCGCGAAAGGAGCACGAUAGCAGAGGAAGAAACGGCUCUGUUUGAGGAAUGGGGGGGCGGGACGGCGCAGCUCGUUUGCUCGACAGACUGGUUCUCGACCUGCAGUCGCUCUCCAUCACGCUCGCGGCACAGAACUUGA
Messenger RNA from Microbotryum saponariae, 2228 nucleotides. Lineage: Eukaryota; Fungi; Basidiomycota; Microbotryomycetes; Microbotryales; Microbotryaceae. The record is from the annotation of a GenBank genome assembly.